GAAACUCGGAUCACCUUCUGGGAAAGUUGCAAACCUUCUAGUGACUCUAGUUCCUCCCCUGUGGGGGCUAGCAUUUCCUCCUUCCUCAGGGGUAAAACCAAGUACCUUUAGCUCGCAGCAUAUGCUUCGAAUCUAUGCACAAACGCGUAAAGCGCAAAUGUAUUCCCUACGUUUGACUUGCUCCUACUUCUGUCGGGCAGUUGUUUAAAGGGCUUGCCUUUUUUUCCUGCUCGGAUUUUUUUGGCUGCCAUCUGAAAGAACAAAACGGGAUCGGGAGGAGGAGUCAGGGUCCGUUCGGGGGUUGCAACCCCCUCCUCCUCUUCUCCAUCUCCCUCCCCGUAUGGGAGCAGGCUGGGAACUGUUGUUAGGUAUGUGGUUCCUAGGUCAGCAGCACGCUGGAUCGAACUAGGAAGAAGCUUGGGGACACUUGAAAACCGUCAUGGAGAAUGUGGAGUUUCGAAGCGGCCAGGAAAGAUUUCCGGACAAAGAUCCGAGGCUGAAUCCCGUAUUUCUGGACCAGGGACAAACCCACCACCAGCUGUUGGUGAUGGACCAGAGAGGAGUUGAUCUGUACAAACUGGUGGAAGUACAACUCACUGGCGGAGCUCCAUGGGGAUUUACACUAAAAGGAGGAAGAGAACACGGGGAGCCGCUCAUCAUCACGAAGAUUGAAGAAGGCAGCAAAGCUGCAGCUGUUGACAAGUUGCUGGCUGGUGAUGAAAUUGUCAGCAUCAACGAUGUGGCGCUCUCUGGGUUCAGGCAAGAGGCAAUUUGUCUGGUGAAAGGUUCACACAAGAUGCUGAAGCUUGUAGUGAAAAGGAAGAUGAAUUUGGUGGUGGAUAUUGUAGCACCAGGAAUGCCAUCUGAAAAUGAUGUUCAUGUGGCCAGGAGCUAUCUUACGAAGAUCUUGAGAAGCUCCAUGAGAAAAAAUGACCUAACCUGCAGGCCCCACUCCUGGCAUGCAACCAAAUUUACCGAGAAUCAGUCUGAAACAGCCACAUCACGGCUGUCUUCGCCCAAUGUCUGCGCUUCAUGGCACUCCCGAUAUCAUGCAAGCUCCUCUUCUCAUGACCUGUCAAGCUCGUGGGAUCAAUCAAAUCUCCAUCGCACUUCAGAUCAAUUCAGCUCUGCCGGAAGCAUGGACAGCUGGGAUCACACACCCCAAACAUAUCAGUAUGGACAGAUGUCAUCAGCAAAAUCCAACAGCAGCAUUGAUCACUUGGGAAAUUCCAGCAAAAGAGAUUCAGCCUAUGGCUCUUUUUCCACCAGCUCUAGUACUCCUGACCACAUGCUAUCCAAUGUAGAUGUUGCCUCUGCUGAGAAUGUGCUAUACAAAGUAAGUCACUGGGAUACCCCAAAACAAGGGAAUGGCAAGACUGCUUUAUUCCUAAGUGAUAAUGGAGGAUUAGAGGAGAAAUCUGCUUGCUUCCCACCUCCACUGCAGUAUGAGAACAACAAUAAAAGCCCCCGGCUGGAAGAUCAUUCUGAUGCAAAGUAUUCUGGAUCUGGAAGAUCAAAUUUUGGACCUGUUUGGUAUGUCCCAGAGAAAAAAAAGUCACCCUCUCCUCCUCCACCACCACCACCUCUCCGUAGCGAUAGUUUUGCUGCCACCAGAGGUCAUGAAAGAACUCAUGCCACUCUUUACUCAGAGGGUAUUCAGAGCACCCAGCACUUUGACAUCCUGCAUAGACCCCAACCCAGGACUGACUGGAGUACUGAAGUUACAGAACAACAAAAGCGAGCUGCUAGGGUAGUUGAGAAGACCUCAAAUGGGAAACAAAGCAGCAACCCACCGUACAGGUCUGAUCUCAGUCUGGAUUACAGUUUGCCUUGUGCAGGUGACAGAAUCAAUAAUAAUGUGGGAAAUGCCAACAGGCUGCAUUCAUCCCUGUCCAGUACUGACGUUCGAUUUGCACAGUCCAUUUAUGGGCAUCACUGCCAUCACCAUCAGCGCCAGUACAGUGAUGAAAGCACUUUCUUUCACAAGGCAAAGAACCCUGCAUUGCCUAAAGAGCAGCAGCUCCUCUCCUCUUAUGCUGGCAUUCAGGAAAGCCCUGCUGACAAACACAACCUCCAAUCCAGCCCAUGUAGGACAUCGAGCACUAGUGCUGCUGCUUCUGACAUCAGUUCUGAAGAAAAAAUGGACAGCACUGGGCUAAGUCGCUACUAUUGUGUGGCCAUGAAGCAGCCUGCUCAGGGAAACUCUAGACCACUACAGCCCAAAGAUGAAUGCUGGAAUUCUGGAGCUGGUGUUCAGGCCUCUGCUAGACCACACGAGAAUCCUGCUGUAGCCAUGAUGACCCAAAGCCCAAAAUAUUAUCUACCUCAGCAACCUGUUGAGCCUUCUCGGGAUGCAUGUGGAAAAAGCAGUCAUUGUGUAGGUAAUAAAGGAGAGGAUGUUAGGACUGCUGUGGUAGAAGAUUCCAAAAAGUUUAGCUACCCUGAAAAAUCAGGACUGGCUAAGAAUUUUGAGAACCACAAUAGUUUUAAUGAGCAAGAAUAUGCUCAAGAAUGUACCAUAAUGUCAGAUAAAAAUGUUGCCCCAAAAGAUUUCAAAUGGGGUCAGGAUGAGAAGGACAAAAUUUCUCCUCAAAAGACCCCAAUGUUGCAUUCCUUAGCUCAGGAAGGGAAAAACCAGCCUGACAAAGAUGCUGAAACUGGAAUUAAUAGACAGCCCAUGUUUGAUGCUCAUCUGAGUAAAAAUGCAAGAAGGAGUGAUCGUUUUGCUACCACAUUGAGAAAUGAGAUCCAGAUGAGGAGAGCAAAACUGCAGAAAAGUAAAAGCACAGUUACUUUAGCUGAAUCAACUGAGACAGAGUUUGCUGAGAACUGGAAACCUGAUUCUGCAGAAAAGGUGAACCCUUCAUCAGAAAAUUCUUUUACUAAUGAAUACAAGGAUAAUCUUAAAGAGGCCCAGGCCCGAGUGCUGAGGGCAACGUCUUUCCAACGCAAAGACUUGGAACCCAGUUCUACAGAUUAUUUUCCAGACCGGAAGGCAAAUAAUUAUAACUCUACAUUGUUGGCUCUAGUUUCUGAAGAUGAAUCUGGCUUUCAUGAGGCUACACAGUCUUCUAAACAAAGUUCACCUGCUAGCAGCCACCACAUUUCUCGGAUUGGUGGUAGAAAGAGGUUCACUGUAGAACAAAAGUUGAAAUCUUAUUCUGAGCCUGAGAAGAUAAAUGAAGUGGGAGUAUCGGAUGAUGAUUACCACCCACGCCGUCGUCCAACCACGUCUGAGGAAACCUUAGGUUCUUUUGCUGAUAGGUGGAAGUUCUUUGAAGAAACAAGUAAGCCUGCCUGUCAGAAAUCUUCACAGACAAACAUUCUCUAUGGUCGACCUGAAGGACAGCCUGGUAAUCAUCGCAGAAAUUCUCAUGAGGGUGAGACUGAGGGGUCAUGGUACGUAAGGAGAAUGCGUGCAGCUUCUUUUGGAAUUGAAAGUUCACUUGCUGCUUAUAACAGAUCCAAAGACAGCAUCAUUAACACUGGCCACAAAAUGAAAUCUGGACAACCUCAGAGGCUAGAAACUUUUGCAGAGUAUCAAGCUUCAUGGAAAGAGCAGAGGAAACCUUUAGAGACUCGGAGUUCAGGAAGAUACCAUUCUGCUGACAACAUCCUUGAUGCUGGCCAUGAACAGCUUGAGAAACCGCAAUACACACAUGAGCGAUCCAGGUCAUCUCCUUCUACGGAUUUCCACAAACAGGAAGUAUCCACUGCAGUAAGGAGGCAAACAGAAAAUUCAAAGGAAGCUGAAGAGUAUAAUACUUCUCCAGCAGGACCUGAUGAAAGAAGCUGCAGCUCAAGCUUCUUUUCUAAGUUCACAGUGUCUCUUCAGCCUCCUCUAAGCAGAGAGCAAACCUGCCUUCUUUCUGAAUCUCAGAGACCAGUUGAUGUAGGAUAUCCAGAAGGCCACCCUGGAGGACCUGGAGCAUCUCAAUCAGAUUUCGGUGUCGGCAUUAAGUGGAAAGCAUCAACCAGGCCCUCACACACAGGGCAAACCUCUGUUUUAUCUCAAGGGAGCCGAAGCAGAUCUGGGACAUUGCCCAGCGAUUAUAGGUAUUCACAGGAAAAUGUGAAUGAAAAAAGCAAAGAUUACAAUGUGCUGCCUCCAACUGUUUCUGAGCGGCAAAACACAGAUGAAAACCACCUCUGUCAAUCACAAGGCAAAGGAGAAGAAAGCCUACAAGCAGAGCUGGGGCAACUGAAUAAGAAACAUGGUCCUAUACCUCAGAGAUCUCCCACACCUAAACGAGAUAAUAAACACAGACGGCAGGACAGUUCUUUGGCAUCAAUUCCUGCAUCAUCAGAGUCUUUACUGACAGCAGCCUGUUGGCCAGUUCAGUCAGUGCCUCCUGUUUCUUCCAGUGUGGUUGCUGGUCACUUCUCUCCUUCUCACACUGUGAAGGUUUCUGGAAAAUUAGGAAGCACUGAGCUGCCAGAGGCGCCACAGCUGGUAUCCAUAGAGAAUGUUUGUCAGCACUUAGAAGAAAAAACACCUCUCAAGCCUGAACCUGUGCCAUCUUCGACGUAUCACUACCUACAAAAACCGGGAAUGGAAACAUCAAGGUCUCCUUCACCACAGUUUGCUCCACAGAAGUUAACUGACAAACCUCCUGUAGCUGUCCAGGAUGAGAAUCCCACAAGAAUUGAAAGAGUGAUGGAUAACAACACAAUGGUCAAAAUGGUUCCUAUCAAGAUUGUACAUUCUGAGAGCCAUGCGGAGAAGGAAAGCAGGCAGAAUCUUCCAAGCACAAUAGAGCCUCCUGCUUUGCCAAGUGGAUUGGAGAAAGAUCAGAUUAAGACACUCAGCACUUCUGAACAGUCCUACUCACGUUUCUGUGCUUAUACAAGGCAAGGUGUGGAGUCAGAGCCUGAGAAAAAAAAUAGAUUGCCUUAUUUGCAGCCUGCUGAAGCACCAGGAACCAACUUGAAGGACAGUGAUGUUCCUGCUCAUGCAGUUAGCUAUGUGAGAGCCAAAGAAAAGACAAUUGAUGAUUGGAAGUCAGAGGAGUUAGCCAGAGAAAUUGUGGGCAAGGAUAAAUCAUUAGCAGAUAUUUUGGACCCUAAUGUGAAAAUCAGAACGACAAUGGACCUGAUGAUGGGAAUCUUUCCAAAAGAUGAGCAUCUCUUGGAAGAAGCACAACAGCGCCGAAAGCUUCUUUUAAAAGUUCCUUCACCAAAAGCCUCAGAGGACAAGAAAGAGGAGCAGCCUCCUCCUUUGGCCAUUCCCCUGACAACCAGUUCCACUUACUAUAGCACAUCUGUGCCAAAGGCAGAACUCCUGAUCAAAAUGAAGGACAUGCAGCAGCAGCAACUACAGCAGCAAAGUGAAGCAGAUUCUGAGGAUGAGCUAGACCAUGACUUGUCUGAGAAAAAGCAAGAGCUUAUAGAUAGCAUAAGCCGAAAGUUACAGGUGCUGCGAGAAGCUCGGGAGACACUCCUGGAAGACAUUCAGGCGAACAAUCUGCUUGGAGAUGAAGUAGAGGCCAUUGUGAAAGAAGUCUGCAAGCCAAAUGAGUUUGACAAGUUCCGGAUGUUCAUAGGAGACUUAGACAAAGUGGUCAACCUCCUGCUGUCACUCUCUGGUCGGCUGGCCCGAGUAGAAAAUGCCUUGAACAAUUUGGAUGAAAAUGCUUCUCCUGAAGAACGGCGAGUCCUGGUGGAGAAACAGAAGCUACUCACACAACAGCAUGAAGAUGCGAAGGAGCUGAAGGAAAACCUGGAUCGAAGGGAACGCAUUGUCUUUGACAUUUUGGCCAACUACCUGAGCGAUGAAAACCUUGCAGACUAUGAGCACUUUGUCAAAAUGAAAUCUGCCCUCAUCAUUGAGCAGCGAGAGCUAGAGGAUAAAAUCAAGCUUGGUGAAGAGCAGCUCAAGUGUCUGACUGAUAGCCUCCAGCCUGAAAGGCCUAAGUGACACAAAUGAGGGUAACGGGUGGCAUUCCAAGUAUGCAACAUCUCUGACCACGAGGGGGAGCCAUUGAAAAGAAAGUGACAUAAUAGCAAUAAUGUCAGAGGUUUGUUUCUGUGUUGGCUGUAUUUGCAUUUCUGGAAUCACAUUUAAUCUCUGGCUUUUUCUAUCAUACAGUCUUUAGAAAAUUCUGCAGUUGUUUGAUUCUGUGCUUCAGGUUCAUUGCCUUGUAGAAUCUGCUGCAGUUUAGCAUAAAAGCAGUUCUUGGUUGCUGUUUUAAAGAAAUAAAUGAAUAGUUUCUGUUCUCGGAUGCCGUAGAGAUCAUUGCAAACCUCCAAAAUAAGCAACAUUCAGGACCAGUUUAGAGAAACUUCCUUUUAAAGUAGCCACAUCAAGCAGAGAACAUCACUUUCUGCGUGCUAUGUAGCUUUACAUUCAGAUUGAUAAGAUGUAGGGACAUUUUCAUUCAUGUACAUAUGAUUAUUUUUAAGGUAUUUCAUAAGAAAUAUUGCUCCAAAAAUUAUCAAGAUCAUUUAUACAAGUAACCUCCUAGCCAUUUGUCAUAGUUAUAUCCAAACACUCUUAGGGCAUGGUGUAUUUGCGUGGUUGUUAUUUUUAUUGUCUUGAUGAGCGGACACAUUAUUAUCAUUUCAUUAGUUACUUCAUGUGUGGCGAGGGGGUGGCUAGAAGGAAAAGGAAGGGGAGAGUUUCAUUGGCUUCAUUGGCUUUCAUACUGUCUUGUAUGAAAGUGAUAAUAAGGUCCCAACCACUGGACACGUACAGGAUCUAAGCUAUGAGGUAGGGCUGCUUUGCCACAUUAGGUGCUGCUUGCCAGAGAAUCAGUGGAUAAUACUUCAGAUUAUUAGCAGACCAUGCUGCCCAUCUUCCUUCCCCACCCUCAUUUUCACAGAGCUCAUUAUUUUGUGCCACUUGUGCCCUUGUCGCUUCAGUACUAUUUUUGCCAUUUUUGUCUUCCACAAAAAAUACUUUACCAUCUUUUACUUAGUUCCUUCACAGUUGCAGGGAUCUUACAUUACAAUGUGUGAGAUGGAGAUGUAUUUAGAUUUUGCUUGCUAACUAUUAUACCUUUAAAGGGACUUUGUUUUACACCUUGGGAUCACAUGGAACAUAUUUCUAAUUGUACCAUCUGAUAGUGUUCCAACAUUAGUAAGAAGUACCAUUCAGCAGUCUUAUAGAAGAUAAGCAGGAUGUGAUAACAAACUCUAAUGAAUGAUUCUGUAAGUACUGCUGUGUUGUCCACAUUUCCAUUGGAUAGACUGAAAUCCUGUGAGCUGUUCUAUGUUCUACUGAGAAAUUAAUUCACUCCACUCUUCACUAUUGAAUCCAGUUGCCAUAAUCUUUUAUUUCAGACAUGAGAUUAGUUCAAACGUUACAGAAAAGUGAGAAAUACCUCUCUUGUAAACGUUGCAUUGAGACUCGAAAGUGGGCCAAGGUUUCUGUUCCUCCCAUCCUUCCAGUAAAAACAGAGUACUUGUUGGCUGUGCACAGUUCUGUCAUAAUUAGCUUCUCAGAUUAAACCCUUCACAAGCUGCAGACUUCAGUCCUUAGUGGUGCUUUCUCCCCAUUGAUCUAAUAUAUUGAUGCAGUCUACCCUCCACCACUUGCUUACAUGAGUGUCAUUCUUUUAAAAGUUGUUCUUAUCCCAGUUCUGUUUUGAUUUGUUCAUCUUAGAAGACUCUUGCCAUCACCAGAUGCUGCUACACCUCUCUGAACUGAUGUUCAUUUUGUUUCAGAAUUCUUUUACUAAUUUUUAAAUAUGGCCAAGGUAAAAAUAACCUUUUGAUUUCUGUCAGUAAGCUUUUACCUGUGACUUUUUUUUUAAAAAAAAGUAAUGACUGUUUUAGUGGUUCUGAUUGUGUACGUGGACUCCAAAUAUAAUUUCAAUAUAUCUGUAAACAGUGCUUUGAAUUAAGACCUGUAAUUCAUAUGAAGAUAGCAAUUUGGGAUUGAUAUAUAACUGUAUAUUAUCCUUUUCAUAAUGUGAUAUUAAUCACCUUUGGCUGACCAGUCUCUUUGGCUCUCUCUUUUUUUAAAUAAAAAAUGUUGGUUGUUUUACUGGAUGAGAUCAGCAGAUGGAUUCCUUCUCUUCCUGUAUAUAAUUCUAUAAAUAGAUCCAUUGUUGCUUUGUGUGAGAGAGAAUCUGGUGCUAACCUCUUGCCUUUGGCAUCCAUAGGUGAUGGCUUAUUCCUUAAUUCGUUAUGUGACAUUGCAGUUUUUAGGCUUUUAUUUUGUAUAGUGAAAAAUAAUUGUCAGGUUCCACCUUCCCAUUAUAUCUUUGGAAUAUGCAACCUUGAGGAAAAUCGUAUAUUCACUACUUACUUGUUGCUUACAUACUUAUCUACUGAUAAAACUACCUUGCUUGACCAAGGAAAAUAAAGUGAAUAUUGUGUUUCAGUGUA
Messenger RNA from Heteronotia binoei (common prickly gecko), 8331 nucleotides. RefSeq names its product shroom family member 2 (gene SHROOM2). The transcript has 12 exons. Gene Ontology annotation, molecular function: actin filament binding. Bases 440 to 5917 code for a protein of 1825 amino acids. Lineage: Eukaryota; Metazoa; Chordata; Lepidosauria; Squamata; Gekkonidae. Gene Ontology annotation, biological process: actin filament organization. The record is from RefSeq and is a predicted model, not a curated record. Gene Ontology annotation, cellular component: apical plasma membrane; apical junction complex; adherens junction.